Messenger RNA from Branchiostoma belcheri (Belcher's lancelet), 1670 nucleotides. RefSeq lists its product as uncharacterized. Gene Ontology annotation, biological process: G protein-coupled receptor signaling pathway. The record is from RefSeq and is a predicted model, not a curated record. The coding region runs from base 696 to 1556 and encodes 286 amino acids. The transcript is spliced from 7 exons. Gene Ontology annotation, cellular component: neuron projection. Lineage: Eukaryota; Metazoa; Chordata; Leptocardii; Amphioxiformes; Branchiostomatidae.
AUGCAUAUGAAUGCCGCGUAGGUGUGACAACCAAGCAAGUGCCGCCAACGCAAAGGUUGCGCGACACUGCAACAUUAACAGGGUAGCAUCUCCAAAACUGUUCUGAGAAAACGCGGUAUGGAUAUUAGCGAUGAUAAGCAAAUCGUGACUUGGUAUAUAGCUACAUUGCAAGGUUUGAUCCUCCCCACAUUUUUAUUCAUAUUCCGUCGUAACGAUCGCCAAUUUACAGCUCCUCUCUCAUUGUGCCUCCGUCCUACGCAGAUGUCUGCUUGAUUCAGUCAAUUGUGCCCCAGUGGUGCUAUGCCAGGAGCGAGAUUGCCGCUUAUAGAGUUAACCCCGUCGCUAAUGAGCCUUUUCUACCAAGGAGGCAGCCUAUCCUAGCAACGGAGGGGUUGGCAUAGCAACGGAGGGGUUGGCAUAGCAACCCGACGGAGUCUCCGUGGCCCGAGGCGCGGCUUGGUGACCUCUGUGGGAUGGAUGGGUGGGCGCGCGCUGCCUGUACACCGGCGGCUCUCGGGGAGUGACACGCGCGGUGGCCGCUCGAUCCGUUCUAACACGGGGGGGAAGAGAGAGAGAGAAACAGAGGCACAUUUCUUCCCUUCGUCGGUAACGGUACCAAGAUGUCCGCUGGUUUGCAGGGUUUGUGAGUACGUAGACGUUUGCGGCGCGAUCGGCGGCCUCGCCACGGCGGAUGAAUGAGCACGGCGCCGAACGUGCUGCGCUUCGGGCGGAAGAACAGCGUCCAACCCCGGCCAACCUCCGCGGCCUUCGAACCCCGUGAUUCACCCGAGCCAGUCACAGGCAAGAAAAUCAAGGAUCUGCACGAGUUUAACGUGCAGAUAGCAGUCUACCGGGACCUGCUGACUCACAUCGGCGGGAGGCGGGACACACCGGGCCUGCGGGCGGAGAUCAGGAAGACUCGCCUCCGAUGCAUGGAGCUGUCCUGCGCGCAGAGGCUGAGACUUGAACCCCUUACACAAACACUUAAUGUGGACCAAAUGGAGGAGCUCCAGACCCGUGUACAUAACGUGUGCUGUGCCCUGGAACUCUUCAUCAGGGAGCUACAGAAGUCUUACCGGCUCACAUCCGCCUUUGAACCACGCGAGAAAAGAAGAAAGUCUCGCAGCGCGUCCAAAACGGACGAUCCAGGUGCAGACAGGUGGUCCCAGGCCUCCUGGGCGUCGCAGCUGUCCAAUGUACUGGCCAGGCGAGCCUCUCAGGUGUCUGUGGUAGGCAGACAUCGCCUGUCGCAAGCGUCCAUCGGGAACACUCUGCAGACAAACGGGUGUUCUGUGGGGGGGUCGCCACAGGACGGACCAGGGGAGCUGCACCCGUGGAUGUCGGCCGUGGAGAGGAAGAAACACGGCAAAACGGAGGAGCUGGCAGCAAUACUAGGAGACAUUGUGUCGUCACAAACAACCCUCCGUGAGUUGUAUGAAGUCAUACCAGCUGCUCAGGAAUCAGCUCUGGAGGACCUACUCGAAGAAACGAAGAGGAAAAUGCCGAGAUGUUUCUCCUUAGGGAUGUGCUGCUUUCGACCGGCAAUUGUGAUGUAGUACAGAUCAACAGUACAACUGCUAAAGUAUGGCCAUACAAAUUUGAUUUGUUGGUUCUCAGAUUUUUUCAGAAAAAAUAUGAAGUGACAGGGCAAAUAAAAACAGAUCUAGGCA